AUGAAUCCACAAGAACUCAACACUACACAUACUCAGAUCACUUUCUUCUUGCUCACUGGUGUACCAGGAUUAGAAGAUAUCCAGAUUUGGAUCUCAAUCCCUUUCAGCUUCAUGUACCUUUUAGCUGUGUUUGGCAAUGUGCUGGUUAUGGCAGUGAUAGUCUGGGACCGGAGCCUCCAUGAACCCAUGUAUCUCUUCCUGGCCAUGUUGACAUUCAAUGAUGUUCUCCUCUGUACUUUCACUGUACCCCAAAUGCUACUCAUUUUCUGGCAGGGUCCCUUGGCUGCCACUUUCCCUGCCUGCCUCACACAAAUGUUCUUUGUCCAUGCUCUGUUCCUCUCUGAAUCUGCUGUCUUACUGGCCAUGGCUUUUGACUGCUAUGUGGCUAUCUGCACACCACUGCAUUAUACAACCUUGCUUACAGGCUCUCUCAUUGUCAAGGUUGGUCUGGCUCUGAUAGCUCGGAGUGUGGCUGUUGUCACUCCUGGUGUUCUUAUUCUCCGCCUAGACUUCUUUCAUAGCAACAUUAUCCACCACACAUACUGUGAGAAUAUGGGCAUCGCCAAGUUGGCCUGCAACAGCAUUACCUUAAAUAGCAUUUAUGGGCUCUCGGCAGCUCCCCUCACCACAGGGCUUGACUUUGUCUUCAUUUCCUUGUCCUACUGGCUCAUCUUGAAAACAGUCCUACAACUGCCAUCUUCUGUCCUAGCAUCAGCCUGCAUUGUUUAG
Peromyscus leucopus (white-footed mouse) is the source of this 729-nucleotide messenger RNA. Its product is annotated as olfactory receptor 52K1-like. The record is from RefSeq and is a predicted model, not a curated record. NCBI's taxonomy places the organism in Eukaryota, Metazoa, Chordata, Mammalia, Rodentia, Cricetidae. The transcript is spliced from 2 exons. The coding region runs from base 1 to 729 and encodes 242 amino acids. Gene Ontology annotation, molecular function: olfactory receptor activity; G protein-coupled receptor activity. Gene Ontology annotation, cellular component: membrane. Gene Ontology annotation, biological process: G protein-coupled receptor signaling pathway.